UCUUUUACCCGGAAGUAGUCAAACAGAAGCUCUCCUGUGUUUUUGCAAACAUGUUUAAUUACCCCCAAAUCUGAACUUUUGGGGUACGCGAUGUUGGCAAAUAUUUAGCAGAAAUUACCCCUAGUAAAUCUAACAUGUCAGAUCGCAAACGAAGCCGUGAACACCGCGAGGACAGACAUGAACGAAAGAAACACAAGGAGUCAGGACAGGACGAUGACAAAUACAAGAAUCAAACCAAAAAACUCGUUUAUGAGGCGCAGAAGAUCGAGCAUGUCGAAACCUUCUAUGAAAAUCCUCCUCCCGGUCUCAUAAAGGAAAAGGAGGACAGGCCGGAGGACUGUAUUCCAGAGGGACCUGGCAAUGAGGAUGCCAGAAACUUCUUGGCUCAUGCCCCGACUAAAGGACUGUGGAUGCCUCUGGGGAAAGAGGUGAAGGUCAUGCAGUGUUGGAGAUGUAAGCGGUAUGGGCACAGAACAGGAGAUCGGGAAUGUCCUUUCUUCACCAAAGGCAAUCAGAAACUGGAGCAGUUCAGAGUGGCGCAUGAGGAUCCAAUGUACGAUAUCAUGAGAGAAAACAAACGCAAUGAAAAAGAAACCAGGAUCCAACAGCUGAGACAGCUCCUGCAGGACACCACCUCAGACUCUGACUCCUCCUCCUCAUCCAGUCAAAGCCACAAGAAGAAAAAGAAAAAAAAGGAGAAGAAGAAGAAACAAAAGAAGAAAAAGAAGAAGCACAAGGCUAAGGAUAGUGACGACUGACUGAAUCGGGGCUGGUGGUCCUUAUGUCGUGAUUUAAGUCAGCGUUCAUUAAUAGAAGCCUAUGAGGCCUUGGGUAAAACAGUGUUUCAGAUGGCUGCCCUAUCAGACGAGUCCUCUCCCCAGAUCCCCAAGCCAUCUUCAGAUCUGCUUAAUAAUGCAUGGGAGCAUUUAAUCCCCUCUGUUGCAUGGAAUGCUUAGGAUUUGUGCAUCUCUAUCAGAUUUCCUAAGGCUUUCAGAAAUAGUUUGUUUCUUAAGCUCCAUGAUUGUCUUUGGCUGAAGAUGAAAUCUGUUGAAUUGUAUGUUGAUUUUCAUCAUUGUAUGUUUCAGCAGAUGUUGCAGAGGCGUUUUCAAGUCUAUAAACCUGUACUGUCAUGUAAAGAAAUGAGUCGUGUUGUUUACUUUUGAUCUGAUUAAUGAUAAUCAGAUUUUUUUGUUAAAUAUUUUCAAGCAUUUGUGUUUUUUGUAAUUGAGCGUGAAAUUCACAUCCUCAGUUUUCAUCAUUUUGGGCGUUUGCAGCUGGCCGUGGUGCGUAAGCACAGCCAAUUAGCACCUCUUGAAGAGGUUACAAUGGUUGACAUCUUUCAUGUCACUAGAGAGAGGAGAAAAGCUCUCCUGUCAUUGAAACACGGCAGUCUCUGUAGUACAUGUACUAUUUUGUACAAAGGUAAACAGUGCAUCAUAACAUCAAAGAAGCUCUUUAUAAUGCUGCUUCAAUUAGAGACUAUUUAAAUGUGUGCUAUAACAAAGAGCAAUCGUGAAUUAUUAUUAGUCCAAUUUAAAGUAAAAGUGUUGAUAAACUAUUAUUCAACCAAGAUUUGAUUUCUGGCGGUUUUAGAUCAAUUUGUUCAAAUCUUCAGUCUAGAUUGUGUGUGUUUCUGUGUGUGCAAUGAAAGCUGGAUUCUCAUGUUUCCCAUUUAGUUCCUCUGUUCUAUUGUAACUCCCUUUGUGCUGAUAUUGCCCAGGGCAUUAGAUGCGUGUGUUUUUGUGUCAUAUUUCCCUUUUUAUCUGAGUCGUGAGUCUCACAAAUGGGUUUACCCGCUGAUCUAUUCUAUGUCAUGCAUCCUUUGUUAAAACACUAGAUUAAUUCUGCAGUAAAUACAUUUUGAAUGAUGACUAGUUUAAUUCUAAUCAGCGUGUGGUAUAAAAUUGAUCAGCAUAAAAGACAAAAAGAGUCCAAUGAUGGUGUCAUAAAUCAGUCAAUUAGUAAUCUGGUCAUUUUAUUUUGAAAACAAUAAAAAAGUCAUGCAUUUGAUUCAGUUACAGAUAAACUGAUAUCUUAUGAUUUAUUAAUGUUUUAUGAUAUUCUAGCCAAAAAUGUACCACUAGUGUAGAUUUAGAGUUUCUUAGUUUUAAAUGCAUCAGGAUCAUCCAUAGAAAAUGCAUUAUCUUCAGUACACGUUGGGAAGCAUGAGGUUCGUUUUAAUGAUUUCAUUAUAGAGGCUGUUUUUCAUUUUUGGUGUCCCAAAACAUCCAAAGUUAGAUUCAGCAUUCAAAGAAGAUUUUAAGCAAAGAGUGACCCGGCUUCUUAACUGCCGUUUAUUUGUAUGUUUUUGCAGUUGUUCUAUAAAGUUAAAACUUCACCUCUGUAGUCAUGAAUGGGUUUGCAUUGAUGCUUGAUUUUUUGAUGCUGGAUAUAUAAUCUUUUACAUCAAGUGACACUGCUUAACAGAAUUCUGCGGGGGUUUGAUUGUGCUUGAUACACAUUAACAUAUUGCAGGGAAAAACAGACAUAA
Triplophysa rosa is the source of this 2491-nucleotide messenger RNA. It is a transcript of the gene rp9, whose product is annotated as RP9 pre-mRNA splicing factor. The record is from RefSeq and is a predicted model, not a curated record. Gene Ontology annotation, biological process: RNA splicing. Bases 135 to 758 code for a protein of 207 amino acids. The transcript has 6 exons. Lineage: Eukaryota; Metazoa; Chordata; Actinopteri; Cypriniformes; Nemacheilidae.